GUUCCAAAUGGCGGCGCGCGAGGGUCGGCGGCGCACGUGUGAAACUGGGGAGCCCAUGGAGGCUGAGUCCAGCGACACAGGUUCCGAGGGCCCGGCCCAGGUCUACCUGCCCGGCCGGGGACCGCCGCUACGCGAAGGAGAGGAGCUGGUCAUGGACGAGGAGGCCUAUGUGCUAUACCACCGUGCGCAGACUGGCGCCCCCUGUCUCAGCUUUGACAUAGUGCGAGAUCACCUGGGAGACAACCGGACUGAGUUUCCCCUUACCCUGUACCUGUGUGCGGGGACCCAGGCGGAGAGCGCGCAGAGCAACAGACUGAUGAUGCUUCGGAUGCACAAUCUGUACGGAACCAGGCCCCCAACCUCCGAGGGCAGUGAUGAAGAGGAGGAAGAUGAAGAAGAGCGGAAGCCUCAGCUGGAACUGGCCAUGGUGCCCCACUAUGGUGGCAUCAACCGAGUUCGGGUGUCAUGGCUGGGCGAGGAGCCUGUGGCCGGCGUAUGGUCAGAGAAGGGCCAAGUGGAGGUGUUUGCGCUCCGGCGGCUUUUGCAGGUAGUGGAUGACCCGCAGGCCCUGGCAGUCUUCCUGCGGGAUGAGCAAGCCCGAGUGAAGCCUAUCUUCACCUUCGCAGGCCACAUGGGUGAGGGCUUUGCUCUUGACUGGUCCCCUCGAGUGCCAGGUCGCUUGCUGACUGGUGACUGUCAGAAGAAUAUCCACCUCUGGACACCUACAGACGGUGGCUCCUGGCAUGUAGACCAGCGGCCCUUUGUGGGCCACACAUGCUCUGUGGAGGAUUUGCAGUGGUCACCAACUGAAGACACGGUAUUCGCUUCCUGCUCAGUUGAUGCCUCCAUUCGUAUCUGGGACAUCCGAGCAGCCCCCAGCAAGGCCUGCAUGCUCACCACAGCCACUGCCCAUGAUAGAGACGUCAAUGUCAUCAGCUGGAGCCGUCAGGAGCCCUUCCUGCUCAGUGGAGGGGACGAUGGAGCCCUCAAGGUCUGGGACCUGCGACAGUUCAAGUCAGGCUCCCCAGUGGCCACCUUCAAGCAGCAUGUGGCCCCCGUGACCUCCGUCGAGUGGCACCCCCAGGACAGCGGGGUCUUCGCAGCCGCAGGUGCAGACAACCAGAUCACACAGUGGGACCUGGCGGUGGAGCGGGACCCGGAGGAGGGCCACACGGAGGCUGACCCUGGGCUGGCAGCGCUCCCCCAGCAGCUGCUGUUUGUGCACCAGGGUGAGACGGACCUGAAGGAGCUGCACUGGCACCCGCAGUGUCCUGGGGUCCUGCUCAGCACCGCCCUCUCUGGCUUCACCAUCUUCCGCACCAUCAGUGUCUGAGGGAACUGAAGUGGGUCCCCUGAAGGGGUCCAUUUGGGCCAUGACGAGGCCCCCAAAAGAAGAGCUUGGCUCACUGGGACAGAAGUGAUGGGCUCUGGGUACCUUAGUGUUCUCCUGAAGGACUUUGUUAGAUGUGGCUUAUAGGCAGAGAUCCCUCUGUCACAGGACUCAGAUGGCCUGAGUUGGCCGACAGCUUUGAUGCCUGGCUUAACCCUUUGCCGUCUACUGCAGGACCCAGUGUGGGCUGCUGGUCCCUCCAUGGCUGGACCAAGUUUGAAGUGUGGAUUCUCUGGGCAGAAUUUGGUUCUGCCCCUGCCAUCCAGCUGGGUUUGGGCAAGAUGUCUCUCUGGGGGCCUUGCAGGGUACCCUGCCUGCAUGAGGGCCAAUGUUGCACAGAGAGGACAGCCAGGUGCCCCCAAGAGGCAAUAAAGACCAGAAUGAGGCCCCACGUGUGAGACUCUGGUCUGAACCGA
Messenger RNA from Castor canadensis (American beaver), 1806 nucleotides. RefSeq names its product glutamate rich WD repeat containing 1 (gene Grwd1). Lineage: Eukaryota; Metazoa; Chordata; Mammalia; Rodentia; Castoridae. Gene Ontology annotation, biological process: ribosome biogenesis. The record is from RefSeq and is a predicted model, not a curated record. Gene Ontology annotation, cellular component: nucleolus. Gene Ontology annotation, molecular function: protein binding.